AUUGUAUUCUAAAUUUCAAAUUACAGUCAUUUCCUGAACUGCCGAUAGACAAAAUGAAAUCGACAAGACAGAUGAGCCAUGAAGUUAAUCCAGCGGACAUUAUUCCGGGAAGUGUACUUAAUAUUGAAGAGUUGCUUGGCAGUGAAUCGAGAAACAUAUCCGUGAAAAAUGUAUUAAUUGAAAAAAAUAACUACGCAACAGCACCAUUUGUGGCUUCAAAUUAUGAAAACUGCUUUAAGAAGAAUCAAAAAGGAGGUUUGAAUUUUGAAGCUGGCGAGUACAAUUAUUUUGAAGAACGAAUGAGGAUCCAAAAUUAUGGAGUUGACCAGGAAUAUGCUACUGAAAAUUUUACAUGUUCAAAAAUAAUUAUUUGUUCUGAGCUCAGAAAGCAAGACUUGUAUUUUCCUCCACUCAAAAUAGUAAAGCUUAAUGAGAAAUCGAAAGAUAAUAUGAAGAAUAACGUUUUUGAGAAUGAGACUAUUAUGUUGUUAUUUGCCGACAGAAAUGAAACACAUUACGUAACACAUACAAAAAAAGGCGAUUGCUUAUUACAGGUGUUGAUAUAUCCGGUGGAACUUUCGUAUUUUACAGAUAAUUCAGGAAUCGAAGUAAAAACUAUUCAUAAGAGCAGAAUAUUAUCGGCGACUAACAACGAUACUCUCGAAAGAUGGGCAGAAACUGUGACUCAAAAUGAUCUGAAGAGCAUCGUAAGUGAAAAAAAUAACGCCAUAAUUUCGGCAAUUUUCGAGAAGCUACAUCACAACGAUUCAACAAACCAAGCUUUAAUAAGUCUCUUUUUGAAUGAGUUGUAUUAA
Messenger RNA from Cotesia glomerata, 815 nucleotides. RefSeq lists its product as uncharacterized. Bases 54 to 815 code for a protein of 253 amino acids. The transcript is spliced from 2 exons. The record is from RefSeq and is a predicted model, not a curated record. Lineage: Eukaryota; Metazoa; Arthropoda; Insecta; Hymenoptera; Braconidae.